AUGACUUUUGGCAAAUUUGAAGAGGAGCUAGAUAGGGAGAUUGAGAUGAUGCACGGCCAAGGAAGAGACCAGCACCAUGCUGGUUUCAACCAUAGAAGGAGAGGCCGAAACAAUAAUGAGCCAAGACUCCCUAUGCCGAAAAUGGACUUCCCUAAAUUCAAUGGGAAGAGGCCAAAACAAUGGAUCUACAAAGCCGAACAAUACUUCAUUUGCCAAGAGAUUGCAGAGCAAUACAAGAUUCGAUUGGCAAAGAUGUAUCUAGAAGAGGAAGCUAUGCAAUGGUAUUGCUUUUGGGAAGAGGACUAUCCGAAUGCUACUUGGGACUUCUUCAAGGAGGAACUCUUACUACGGUUUGGAGAAACUUCGUAUGUUAACCAUGAGAUAGAAUUAAGGAAUCUCAAACAAACUUCUACCGUCCAAGAUUACCAAAGUAAGUUUGAGAGAUUGUCUAGUAUGGUUAAAAAUCGACCUGAGGAAUCCAAGAUCACCCACUUCAUAGGGGGUUUUGAUGAGGAUAUCCAAAUCGAGAUGCUUAGAGAUCCUCCUACCGAGUUAAGGAGGUGUUUUGCGUUGGCAAAGACAAUUGAGGAGCAACUCAGACGAAGAGAGGCGAGAAAGAAGGCCUACAAACCGGGGUUUAUCUCUAAACCCAAGGCCAAUUUCGUGAAAUCAGCUUCACCCAAGUGGAAGUUUGAAAAUCGAUCAGCCUUUCGCAAUAACAAUCCCAUUAAAUAUAUUUCCCAUCAAGAAAGAGAGGAAAUGAAUAAGAAGAGACUUUGCUUCAACUGUGAAGAGAAGUGGCAUGCGGGUCAUAAGUGUAAGCAUUUUCAGUUGUAUGAGGUUAUGGAAAGUGAUGAGGAAUGCAAGGAAAAUGAUGAGAUAGACACCGAGAGCAUUGAGGUAGCCAAGGUGGAAGAUGAGACUGAGGAAAAAGAAGAGGGUUUGUGUCACGCCCUCACAAACAACGGGCCCAAUGCCAUGAAGGUUGUGGGUAAGAUCAAUAACCAAAAGGUGAUUGUUCUUCUUGAUACCGGAGCCACCCACAACUUCCUCAAUUCCAAGUUGGCUCAUCUCGUGGAGGGCAAGACUACUCUCCAAGCUUCUUUCAAUGUCAUGGUAGGAAAUGGAGAGAAGCUAUCUUGCAACGAAGUCUGCAAAAACGUCAACUUAGAAAUGCAUAAAGUUCCUUUCAAGGUAGAUCUAUACCUUCUCCCAAUUGGGGGUGUAGAUGUAGUGCUUGGGAUUCAAUGGAUGAAAACCUUUAGAAGAAUCUUGUGGGACUUGGAUGACAUGACUAUGACGUUUCCUAAGGAGGGUGGAGGGGAAGUGACCCUGGAGGCAAUCAAUCCUAGCAUGGACCCUAAGCCGGCCUUGAAGGCCCUCAUUACAAAUCAGUCAGCAUAUUGGCUAGUGUCCAUGGUGAAAGAUGUUGUGCCUUCCACUACCAAUGUUGAAGACAUUUCUCGGGACAUUCAGUGUGUGAUUGAUCGUCAGAAGGCAGAGAUAGAAAAGCUCGUGAAGGAGAUGCUCAAGAGUGGGGUCAUCCGACCCAGUAGUAGUCCGUUUUCAUCACAUGUUUUGUUAGUUAAGAAGAAUGAUGGCACAUGGAGGUUCUGUGUAGACUACCGGGCCCUCAAUGAGGUCACGGUAAAGGAUAAGCAUCCUAUACCAGUCAUAGAUGAGUUACUCGAUGAGUUGGCUGGUGCUUCUUACUUUUCGAAAAUAGACUUAAGAGCAGGCUACCACCAGAUUCGUAUGCAGAGGGAGGACAUUCAUAAGACAGCUUUUCGCACGCAUGAUGGCCAUUACAAAUUCCUCGUAAUGCCUUUUGGAUUAACUAAUGCACCUGUCACAUUUCAGAUGUGCAUGAAUGACCUCUUUAGAAGAUAUCUACGGGACUAUGUGCUAGUAUUUUUUGAUGAUAUACUUGUAUACAGUCCGACAUUGGAGAUGCAUGCGAAGCACUUAGACACUGUCCUUACCAUUUUGAGGGAUAACCAGCUUUAUGCUAAGAUGUCUAAGUGUACCUUUUGCCAGACCUCAGUGGGAUACUUGGGACACAUUGUCUCCAAGAAUAGAGUUAGAGUUGAGCCAGAGAAGUUGGUAGCGAUCAACAAUGGCCCUUACCCAAAAACCCAAAGGAGUUGCGUGGAUUUUUGGGACUUACCGGUUAUUACAGACGCUUCAUCAGUGGCUAUGGGUCAAUAG
Nymphaea colorata (pocket water lily) is the source of this 2208-nucleotide messenger RNA. RefSeq lists its product as uncharacterized. Bases 1 to 2208 code for a protein of 735 amino acids. The record is from RefSeq and is a predicted model, not a curated record. NCBI's taxonomy places the organism in Eukaryota, Viridiplantae, Streptophyta, Magnoliopsida, Nymphaeales, Nymphaeaceae. Gene Ontology annotation, biological process: proteolysis. Gene Ontology annotation, molecular function: aspartic-type endopeptidase activity. The transcript is spliced from 2 exons.